AAAUAGUUCUGGUUUUAUUAAUACACAAAAUUUAAUAGAUAAAACUAAUUAUGGGUCGUCUUCUUCAAAUGAUUUGUUCUUUGAACGUUUUGCUUAUCUUGGUUGGGGUUUCUCUGUCGGGAGCGAUUCUUGAUGCCAAUUAUUACCACAAGACUUGUCCUCAGGCUGAAGACAUCGUUUACACAGCUGUUCGAAAUGCUACCAUUUAUGAUCCCAAAGUUCCUGCCCGCAUCCUCAGAAUGUUCUUCCACGAUUGUUUCAUUAGGGGAUGUGAUGCGUCGGUAUUGUUGGACUCAACCCCGGGCAACAAGGCAGAGAAGGACGGUCCACCCAACGUCUCACUGGCUGCAUUUUAUGUGAUCGAUGAUGCCAAGACAAAGCUCGAACAGUCUUGCCCUAAAACUGUCUCCUGUGCUGAUAUCAUAGCAAUUGCUGCAAGAGACGUGGUCGUUCUGUCCGGAGGCCCCAGUUGGAGCGUGCUGAAAGGUAGAAAAGACGGGAGAAUCUCGAGAGCAAACGAAACCAUAAACCUACCAGCUCCCUCCUCUAACACAUCUCAACUCAUCCAGAGCUUCUCUCAGAGAGGCCUCUCCGCCAAAGACUUGGUCACACUCUCCGGCGGCCAUACUCUCGGCUUCUCCCACUGCUCCUCCUUCGAAGCCCGCCUCCGCAACUUCAGCUCCGCCCACGACACUGAUCCCACUCUCGACCCGAAAUUCGCCACCGACUUGAAGGGCAAGUGCCCUAAACCCAAUACGGAUCGCAAUGCGGGUCAGUUCUUGGAUUCGACUGCUUCUGUUUUCGACAACGACUAUUACAAACGGAUCGUUGGAGGUCGAGGUGUGUUCGUGUCGGAUCAAUCGUUGUUGGGAGAUUACAGGACCCGGUGGAUCGUCGAGGCGUUUGCAAGGGAUCAGGGCCUGUUUUUCAGGGAGUUUGCUGGGGCGAUGGUGAGGCUUGGGAAUGUUGGAGUGGUUGAGAGUGGAGAAGUGAGGGUGAACUGCAGAGUUGUGAACUGACCGAAAAUGGGGAACAGGUUUUUUAUUGAGUGAAUCUUUUGAGUGGAAUGUACUAUGUGUUCUUGAGUUUUUUUUCUUUUUUUCCCUCCUUGUGGACAUUGUUGUAUGGACUUUAAAGGAAUGAAAUUGGAUACUUACUCUUAAUUCUAGCUUGUGUUUUUCCUAAGUGCGUGUCGAAAUAAUGGGG
This is a messenger RNA of Sesamum indicum (sesame), 1206 nucleotides long. RefSeq names its product peroxidase 66. The record is from RefSeq and is a predicted model, not a curated record. Gene Ontology annotation, molecular function: peroxidase activity; heme binding. Gene Ontology annotation, biological process: hydrogen peroxide catabolic process; response to oxidative stress. NCBI's taxonomy places the organism in Eukaryota, Viridiplantae, Streptophyta, Magnoliopsida, Lamiales, Pedaliaceae.